AUGCAAGAUUGUCGGCUAGCCCAGAAAAGUAGUGGUCACCGGGUCGGCCCUACACAUAUUAGUUCCGUGCAGCGCCUUCUAGUCAUGAAGCAACGCCAGCAAAAGCAUGUGACGUACGUUAGCCGUUGCGAGACCUGUAGGCAUGCUUUUACCAUUGGCCCCGUCUUCAUGAGGGUCCAAUUUCCCAAGUUCACCGUUCGUCUCGGCGACAGCGCCACAAUGUGGAGUAGUCUUAGUAGGAGGGCCAUGCGUCGCAGUGCAUCCAAGCCGCCCUAUGAUGACUUCCAGAAGCGUAGUGCGUCGUGUGAGACUGUCGCAAGACACAAAUUUCAAAGUCGGGCUCCGCAGAAGUGCAUUCCUGGGACCUACCUAUUAAGAGGCAUGUCUGCCGAAGGCACUUUGAAAGCCGGGUGCUAG
Messenger RNA from Bipolaris victoriae FI3, 417 nucleotides. RefSeq lists its product as hypothetical. The transcript is spliced from 2 exons. NCBI's taxonomy places the organism in Eukaryota, Fungi, Ascomycota, Dothideomycetes, Pleosporales, Pleosporaceae. The record is from RefSeq and is a predicted model, not a curated record. The coding region runs from base 1 to 417 and encodes 138 amino acids.